UUCCCAGGGCUUUUGGAUUCCGUUUGGAGGGGCUUUCCGAGGUGCUGAAAGAUGAAUCAGAGCGCAGGGGCAGGAGCGGGUCACACACGGCGGUUCUCCACCGAUGAGAAGGACAUAGACCUUGGACUGGAUAGGAACUGGAAGGGGAUUGGCAUCUCCCUCCUUGUGAUUGUGCUGGUGUUGUCUGUCAUUGGGCUCUCCAUUGUUCUCCUAUCCAAAGAUGAUGGUUCCAAAUCAGUUGGCUCCCAGCUGACCCUUGAUGACCUUUUCAACAGACACUUUCAGGUCCAUGAUCCGGAUGCAAAGUGGAUCAGUGAUGAGGAGUUCAUCUUUCAGAGCUGGGACGGCAGCGUAUAUAAAGCCAAUGCCCAACGCAACCAAACCCAACUCCUCCUGAAGAACACAACUUUUGCUACGUUCAAGGCUUCCCAGUUUGCCCUUUCUCCAGACCUCAACUAUGUUCUCCUCGGUUAUGAUGUACAACAGGUGUUCCAGCACUCCUUCCUGGCGUCGUAUCUGAUCUACAACCUCCACACCAGGGAGGUGAGGGAGUUGAACCCGCCAGAGGUGAGCGACUCUGUCCUGCAGUUUGCAUCCUGGGGAGUGCGAGACCAACAGCUGGUUUACAUAUUUGAAAACAACAUUUACUACCAAGCGGACGUCCAGAGCAGUUCUUGGAGACUGACAUCCUCUGGACAGGAAGGGGCUGUCUUCAACGGCAUCUCUGAUUGGCUGUAUGAAGAGCAAGUUAUCCACACCCAGGUGGCUCACUGGUGGUCCCCUGAUGGCUCUUGGCUGGCCUACCUCUCCAUCAACGACAGCCUGGUGCCUACCAUGCUUUUGCCCCACUUCACUGAAGGCCGAUACCCCAAGGGGAAGAAGUACCCCUAUCCCAAGAUGGGGCAGAUCAACCCAACUGUCAAACUCUACGUCAUCGCUCUGGAAGGAGGGGCUCAGACCGCCCAGCUGCGACCGCCCCACAGUUUUGAGGAAAGAGAGCACUACAUCACCAUGGUGACCUGGCUCACGCGACAGCGAGUGGCCGUGCGCUGGGUAAACCGAGCGCAGAACACGUCGAUCCUGACUCUGUGUGAUGUCAUCACAGCACACUGCGUCAAGAAACACGUGAUGACAUCUGAGAAGUGGAUUGAUCGCCAGAACGAAGAGCCAGUUUUUUCCAAGGAUGGCACGGUGUUCUUCAUCACCCUCCCUCUAAAAAAUAGCGGAGGAGGAGCCUUCAACCACAUCGCCAUGAUAACAAACCAGUCCGAGGAUCAGGAGGUCAACGUUCGUCACCUGACCUCGGGAGGCUGGGAAGUCUCUCAGGUCUUAGCAUUCGACGAGCACACAGACUCACUGUAUUUCCUGAGCACAGAGGAUGGGUCUGCACAAAGACAGCUCUACAAGGUUUCCACUGUGAGUCCGUUUCAGAGGUCCUGCCUAAGCUGCUCUCUCUCCAAAGUUCGGUGCACCCACUUCCAUGCUCGCCUCAGCCCUCGCUGCCAACAUGUCCUGCUGGACUGCCGAGGUCCUGGUAUCCCAAGCACCACUGUUCACCAGCUCUCUGAUAUGACUGGGAACAUCAGUGUGGAGAGCAACGUGGUUUUAGCAGAGGCACUGCAGGGUCGGACUCUGCCCAAGAGGAACAGGGGAAUCGUGCAUAUCAACCACUUUGCACUCCACGUGGAAUUAUCUCUCCCAGCAGCUUUGGAUGAAACAAUACCACACCCACUCUUAUUGAUUCUUAACAGCGCGCCUGUCGAGCAGUUGGUGAGCGACCGCUUCCUUCUGGACUGGGACUCGGUGCUGGUGAGCUCGGACAACGUUGUUGUGGCCCGUCUGGACGGGCGGGGCAGUGGCUUCCAGGGCCAGAGGGUCCUCCAUGAGCUGCACCAGCGCCUGGGGACCGUGGACGUCCAGGACCAGAUCGCAGCAGUAGAGUACCUCUUUCAACUGCCCUACAUCGACCGGAACAGAGUAGGAGUCUACGGCAAGGCCUACGGGGGCUUCCUGAGCACGGCACUACUCCUCUCCAACCAAUCUCCCUUCAGAUGUGCGGCCUCCGUCUCGCCGGUCAUCAACUGGAGACUUUACGGUUCGUUCUUCACGGAGCGGUACUUUAGCUUCCCAGCUAAAGAGGAAAGCCAAUACCAGAUCUCCAGUCUGCUCUCCAAUAUCACAACACCAAACCACAACAUGCUGCUCAUCCUCCACCCAACCGCAGAUGCGACUGUUCACUUCCAGCAUUCUGCAGAGCUGGUGAAGCUGAUGUCUUCUGCCAACCUGAACUACACACUGCUGAUCUUUCCGGAUGAAGGCCAUGUGAUCGCAUCGGAUGCGGGCCGGCGCUACAUGGUCAGCUCACUGAUGAGCUUCUUCAGGAAGUGCUUCGAGGAGGGAAAGGGAUUUCCCGCCCAGCUGAAAAACUAGGAGGAAGGCUAAUUGUAAUAUUGAGAUCCUCCUUGUGGUGGUACAGUUCUGGCUUGCUGGAGUCCGCCAAUAAAAUAUGAGUAAAAAAAACAUAGGCUGGAGAGUAGAGGAAAACAAAUAUGUUUGCGUCAUUAGGUUUGAGGUCAAAGGAUGUGUUGAUAUCAUGAUUUCCCCGUGUAGGAAUUAGUGAAUCAGGGAUAAGCGACACAGAAUUGGCGCAUGUACACGGUCGUGCUGGUUUGCAGAAGAAAAUUAAAUAAUAUUUAUAGUUAAUAUAUUAUAGUAUAACUUAUUUAAGCAAUAUCACAUGAGAGGGAGCAAUGUUGUUGCCCUAUUUCAGCGCUGCUGU
This is a messenger RNA of Gadus chalcogrammus (walleye pollock), 2779 nucleotides long. Its product is annotated as inactive dipeptidyl peptidase 10-like. Bases 52 to 2430 code for a protein of 792 amino acids. Lineage: Eukaryota; Metazoa; Chordata; Actinopteri; Gadiformes; Gadidae. The record is from RefSeq and is a predicted model, not a curated record. The transcript is spliced from 26 exons. Gene Ontology annotation, biological process: proteolysis. Gene Ontology annotation, molecular function: dipeptidyl-peptidase activity; serine-type peptidase activity.